AUGUCUUCAAAACCGUUGGACGAGAGUGAUGUCCAGUUCAACACCGAGGUGGAUCCCGAGGCCGAACUGCAGGAAAUGCAGCGUCAAGUGAAUGACUUACACGAAGAUAUACGACUAAAGACGCUGCAGGAGACUGCGGCCCAAGACGAAGGUCACCGAAAGAACACUGGUUCUGUGGCCACAAAAAACACAUCUAUUUUUGUAGGUGCAAUGGACCCUCGUACAACGGAAGGAGAGCUUCGGGUAUUUUUCAGCUCAUGUGGCACGAUUAAACGACUCACCAUGCUACGGGAUAAGUUUACUGGGCAGUUAAAGGGUAAUGCAUACAUAGAGUUUGAGACGCCUGAACAGGCCGCUGCAGGAAUCUUGAAGGAUGGCCAGUCGCUACAUGGGAAGCCAUUGAACGUUGCGAUGAAGCGUGAUAACAUUCCGGCGUUUCAGCGCGGUAGGGGGGGAGGUGGUUUUUCCCGGGGCGGCUUUCGCGGCGGAGGACAAGGCGCGAUGCAACAGCAGAUGGCGAUGGCUGCAACUAUGAUGGCUGCAAGCAUGCUGGGUGGCGGUGGUGGUUUUAACCCGUUUGGCGGACCGGUGCGUGGACGGGGUCGAGGGCGCGGGCGCGGCGGACAGCACUAA
Messenger RNA from Trypanosoma rangeli, 633 nucleotides. RefSeq names its product putative RNA-binding protein. NCBI's taxonomy places the organism in Eukaryota, Euglenozoa, Kinetoplastea, Trypanosomatida, Trypanosomatidae. Gene Ontology annotation, molecular function: RNA binding. The transcript has a single exon. The coding region runs from base 1 to 633 and encodes 210 amino acids. The record is from RefSeq and is a predicted model, not a curated record.